UGUGAUUAAGGAUGAGGGAAGACAUAGGUGACCUCAGCUGGGCUUGAAGCAUGAGGAAGAUUUAAUGAGCUUGAUUUGCUUAUCAAUCAAACAAUAAAAUGUAAAGUUAAAAGUUAAACCACUGAGCCAAUAAAAUCCUCCAAGCUGGUAACAUAAGGGCUAAAGGUUUUGGGUAAUUAUUUACCUCCCAGAAUUAGACAAUUGCAAAGAGCUUAGAGAAAUUUAUUUGAAAGGAAUGAGGAUCCUGCACUCUUCCUCCCUCAGUAAGUAAAUGUCAGUCCCUGGGAAGAGAGAACCAAAAUGUCUACUGGACCAGAUGUCAAAGCUACAGUGGGGGACAUUUCCAAUGAUGGCAAUUUAAAUAUGGCUCAAGAGGAAUGCUCCAGGAAAGGCUUUUGUUCAGUCCGACAUGGGCUGGCCCUCAUCUUGCAGCUCUGUAAUUUUUCAAUUUACACCCAACAAAUGAACUUGAGCAUUGCCAUUCCGGCUAUGGUGAACAACACAGCUCCACCUAGCCAGCCCAAUGCCUCCACAGAACGGCCCUCCACUGACUCCCAGGACUACUGGAAUGAAACUCUAAAAGAAUUUAAAGCAAUGGCCCCUGCAUAUGACUGGAGUCCUGAAAUCCAGGGAGUCAUCCUCAGCUCCCUCAACUAUGGCUCAUUCUUGGCUCCAAUCCCUAGUGGCUAUGUGGCUGGAAUAUUUGGAGCCAAAUAUGUGGUUGGUGCUGGCUUGUUUAUUUCCUCAUUCCUGACCCUCUUCAUUCCACUGGCAGCUAAUGCAGGAGUGGCCUUGCUCAUUGUCCUCCGGAUUGUACAAGGCAUAGCCCAGGUUAUGGUAUUAACUGGUCAAUAUUCAAUUUGGGUCAAAUGGGCUCCCCCACUGGAAAGGAGUCAACUCACCACCAUUGCUGGAUCAGGGUCAAUGCUGGGGUCCUUCAUCGUUCUACUCGUUGGUGGUCUUCUUUGCCAGACCAUAGGAUGGCCUUAUGUCUUCUAUAUCUUUGGAGGAUUUUUUUGUGCCUGUUGUCUUCUCUGGUUUCCUCUCAUUUAUGAUGAUCCUGUGAAUCAUCCCUUUAUCAGUGCUGGUGAGAAGAGAUACAUUGUGUGUUCAUUGGCUCAGCAGGACUGUUCACCAGGCUGGUCUCUUCCCAUUAGGGCUAUGAUCUUUUUUUUACCACUCUGGGCCAUUUUAAUCUCUUAUUUCUGUGAAUACUGGCUUUUUUUUUUAAUUAUGGCGUACACACCAACGUACAUCAGCUCGGUACUUCAAGCCAACCUCAGAGAUAGUGGGAUCCUGUCUGCCUUGCCGUUUGUUGUUGGAUGUAUCUGCAUUAUCCUUGGAGGUCUAUUGGCAGACUUUCUUCUCUCCAGAAAUUUUUUUAGACUCAUCACCAUCAGGAAACUCUUCACUGCCAUUGGUAAGGGCGAGGCUGGACACAGGGGUGAAUGUGGGAAGCUCAGAGCAGCCUCCAGUUUAUUCUGUGUUUUUUUUCCUACCCCAGGGGUUCUCUUCCCAUCUGUGAUCCUCAUGUCCCUGCCUUUUUUUAGAUCCAGCCACAGCAUGACCAUGACCUUCUUGGUGCUGUCUUCUGCCAUCAGCAGCUUCUGUGAAUCAGGAGCCCUUGUUAACUUCUUGGAUAUUGCUCCUCUUUUUACUGGCUUUCUCAAAGGACUAUUACAAGUCUUUGCACACAUAGCUGGAGCCAUCUCUCCCACUGCUGCUGGAUUUUUCAUCAGUCAGGAUUCAGAUUUUUUUUGGAGAAAUGUCUUCUUGCUUUCAGCUGCUAUUAACAUAUCGGGCCUGUUUUUUUACCUCAUCUUUGGCCGAGCAGAUGUACAGGACUGGGCUAAAGAGCAGACAUUCACCCACCUCUGAGCAAACUGAGAGAUGUGCUAGAUCCUAGUGCUUAGUUGUUUUUUUUUUUCCCUCAGAGACAUUUCCCUUUCAUGCCUGCUUGACUGGUAAGCUUUUUUUUAGACCCUGUAUAUAAUACUAAAGAUUUUACUAUGCCUGGAGAUUUUACAGAGGAAGAAAACAGGCUAGUUAUUUAACUGCAAGCUACCAAAAGCAAAGCUGUGUUUUUUUUUCUGUGUUCUCCACUCUUCCACUGUUAUCCUGAUAAAAGCAUCAGGGUUUUUUUACAAUUUCUUUCCAAAGCAAAAGAGGAAGCCAGACCUUGGGACUGAGAACUGAGAAUCACAAACGAGUUGUACCCAACAUGCAGAAGAUGAAUCCUCAGAGCUUUUUUUUAAAGAAAGCCCCAAACAACAGAAUGCAUAGUGUUUUCCAUUGUUGGUGAAAAAUGUCAAGGAGGAAAGAACAAUAAUGAUUCCAUCAUGACAAGAGGAAUGAAUUUUUUUGCAACUAAUUGGAGCAAGAUAGUACACUUUAACUCUUUCCGACAACUUCCAUUCUGUGGAUGCCAGCUUUGGAAUCAGAGCCGCCUCUGGAAUACCUGUGCUUCCAGAAUCAGCUUUUGGACAGUUACCUUCUUUCUGGCCAUUUUAACCUCUGCCCCUUUUUUUCUUUUUGGCUCGGUGCAG
This is a messenger RNA of Cercocebus atys (sooty mangabey), 2546 nucleotides long. RefSeq names its product solute carrier family 17, member 4 (gene SLC17A4). Bases 301 to 1878 code for a protein of 525 amino acids. Gene Ontology annotation, biological process: transmembrane transport; monoatomic anion transport. The transcript has 11 exons. Gene Ontology annotation, molecular function: transmembrane transporter activity. Lineage: Eukaryota; Metazoa; Chordata; Mammalia; Primates; Cercopithecidae. The record is from RefSeq and is a predicted model, not a curated record.